CAACUUCUUCCGCGAGCUCGCGGACUCUGCCGUCAAAGACGACGACGCAGGUCGCGCGAUCACCGCCCGCACGCGAGCCGACACGAGCCAGCAUUUGCGUUCCCUGGACCCCGGAGCGGUCACGAGUUCCGUUCUCCUGCUGGCAGCUACGGCCUUCGCCAUCGGACUUCCCAUCGGAGCGUCAACUCCUCUUCCCAGAGCAUCGACUGAAAUCUAACGACAACCAGCGAUGGUGCCUGUCCAGGCCCCACCACCUCAACCAGGAUUUAAGGAAGACAAAGGAAGAACCGGAGACGUGGGGCAUACAAGUGGACACCUCGAUGUGCAGACGCAGCCAGACAGCUUUCUGAACACGUGCGUGACCAUCGUGGCCGUCCUGAUCGUCAUCACGCUUAUCGUCAUGGUCGUCAUACUGCUCAAGUGUUUCUCCGGGCGAGAAGAUUGCCCGCGCGUGGAAGGCCCAUACAACCCGUACAGCAAUGUGUCGCUGACCUGCGAGUCCGAAGACUGCCGAGACUACGGCUCCAUGAUGCGCUCUAGCCUGAUCUCGUUCAUGGAGCCCUGCGAGGACUUCUACGAGUUCAUCUGCGGCGGUUGGAUGAAGGCGGCUCGCGUGCCUCACGAGGAUGUGGUCUACAGCAGCCUGUCCGACGUGCACCGCCGCGUGGAGAACGAGAUCAGCGAAAUCCUGAACAACACAGUGAUAUCGUACCGCGACCAGACGGCCACGCAGAAGGCCUCCGCUCUCUACCAAGGCUGCAUCAACAUCGACCUCCGCAACAGCAGGGGUGUCAAGCCCCUGGAAGACCUCAUCAAGUACUUCGAUCUCGGACGCUGGCCCACUCUGAACCGGACGGCGGUGUUCCGAACCUUCUUCAUCCUGGGCAACGUCAUCCGAGAGUUGGGCCUGGACGCAAUCCUUUCGCUCCGCGUCGGGAUCGACUACCACAACAGCGACAGAUACCUAGUCUACAUCGGGCAGCCGUCGUUCGGCGUGGAGCCCAUGGUGCUUCGCGGCCGCUUCCGGUCGCCCUUCUUCCGCAUCCUGCACCGGUACAAGAUCUACAUUUACCGCUGCGCGCUGCUGAUGGGCGCCAGCGUCGCGGCAGCCGACGUCGUCAACGAGAUCGUCGCCUUCGAGGCCAAGCUGGCCGCCAUUAUGGAGCCACCGGAGGCUAUGCACAACCCAAAAAGAGUCUACAACCUCAUGAGCCUGCGGACCUUAGAAGGAGCCAUACCAGAGAUCCAGUGGACGUUCCUGAUCAACACCGUCAUUCGUGACGUGGGCGUAUCCAUGGAUCUGACCGACCACGUGGUCGUGCUCAAUCCGCUCUAUCUCAAGAGGCUCUCACGACUGCUCAAGGAGGUUCCCAGCUCGGCGGUGGCCAACUACCUGGGCUGGCGCAUCGUGCAAACGAUGGGCCAGCACACCACCGAGCGGUUCCGACGAGCGCGGUUCCGCUUCGACCGGUACCGGUACCUGCUGCAGGACGUCGGCGAGAUCCCGAGGGAGUGCGUGCGCCUCACCUCGCGCCUGCUGCACUUCGCCGUGGGCCGGCUCUACUUCGACCGGCACAUCUCGAGGCCCGCCGAGCGAUACAGGAAGCUCUACGACAUGGCUGAGGAGCUGCGAGACGCCUUUGCCGUGCUCAUCGACCUGAACACCUGGAUGGACUCGGACACCAAGGAGAGGGCGAGGCAGAAGCUGCACCACCUGCAGAUGAACAUCGGCUUCCCUCCCUGGAUCAAGAGCGACCGAGACCUGGACGAGUACUAUAAGGACGUCCCGGAUCUGCGCAAGGAGGAGUUCUUCCUCAGCCUCCUGCGCACGCUCAAGAUUUACAACCGCAUCAUGUUCGCCCGCCUACGUCGCUUCAAGAAGGCCGAGGACUUCGGGUGGAUUCCAGCCUACCCGUUUACCGCGAUGCACUACAGCCUACUGGGAAACUAUAUGCUUCUCCCAGUCGACUACAUUCAGUACCCGUUUUUUCUACUGGACAUGGCCCCACCGAUCAAUUUCGGCGCCCUCGGAACCAUCAUGGGGCAGCAGCUGACGUUCGGCUUCGGGGAGCAAGGCGCGCUGUACGAUGAGCACGGCAAGCUGGUGGAGUGGUGGUCCCGCGAGACGCACCGCAAGUUCGUCACCGGCGCCCGCUGCCUCUCCGAGCAGUACGACCAGUUCAACAACCCCAUCACCGGCAUGAAGCUAAGCGUCAACAACACCCUGGAGACGAGCAUCGCUGACAACGCGGGCCUGCGACUCGCCUUCAAGGCUUUCCGGGUGUACAUGACAAAGUACGAGGAGCGCUACGGCAUGUACUCCAUACCCGGCAUGGAGCCUUGGACCAUGGAGCAGGUCUUCUUCAUCGCGUACGCCCUGUCGCGGUGCGAGGUCUCCCGGAAGCGCUCCAUGUACUUCUACCUGCGGCCCCGAGACCAGAUACCCAACCGCUUCAGGACCAUCAUCCCGCUGAUGAACUUCGAGCGGUUCUCGUCCAUCUUCAACUGCAAGGCAGGCACCAUCAUGAACCCAGAACAGAAGUGCAUCGUGUGGUAGCCAGCCGGUCUCUCCGCGUGGCGCCCCCAAAGACCGCACCAGCUGGCCAAUAUAAGUGCGCCAUAAAGUUACCGAUGUCGCGGUUCCCUGUUCUUUUCUUUAACGAUGCCCUACUUCUUGUUCAGCAUGAGGUCAUUCAAUGCACGCAAUAUGUCCAUAGCUAUAAACAUAAUUAGAUGAGCUUUGAUCAAUAUUUCUUUGCUUAACGUGUGCGCCAGGCGUAGCAGCAAAUCGGACUAUUUGCUUUGCAUUGGUGUUGCUAUCGCGGUUUCCUGACUUCAACAGAUCAGCACACAGUGAUACAUUACUUGAACCUAUAAUUUCUGUAAAUAUUAGUAAAUAAAAAUUUCAACCGUAUUGUCGUUUUUGCAUGGCUUUUUUUUUGCGCUUACAGACUUAAUACGUUCAGCUCACCAAACUGAUGAGUUCAGCUAAUUUAACGAGGUCAUUUAUUACCAAGUGAUUCAACCACUUCGGGUCAAUACUUACUUUAUGAUGAGCUCAUACUGAGUUCAAUAUUCUACGAUGACUUCAUAAAAUGCUAUAUCCUAACUACUCUACGCAGGCUUCCCUUUAUCCAGAAGUUGAUUGCGAACUCAUGCAGAAACUCUAGUAAGGUGUCGUUACAAUCCCAUCAAUCUCAGGCCGUCAACGUUUCCCGAGAACUGCACAGUGGCGACAGUUACACACCAACGUGCCCGGUGUGGCAAUGCGUGGCUAGAUUGUGCAUAUAUUGCACGCAUUAAAGCACGUCUCCUGUACAAGCGUGCGAGAACAGCAGGCGCUUUCCUCUUUCUUUUUUCUUUUUUUUUUUUGAAACGCAGCAGCCGCUGAUCAUGGUAUCAAUAAGGAAAGUUUGUAGUUUAGCCUAUGACGUGAAGCAGGGACGCAUUAGCUGUGCGAACUAGCACAUGUCAUGAUUCUGGCAUUGUUUUGUGUUGGAUCUUUCGGAGUCCACAUUCGCAGAUUCGCGCGAGUUGUUCGUUCGAGUGAGAAAGUCGGGUAGGCUGUAUCAGGGACGCAGCCGUAGUGGUACAAGUGAAGCGUCUCAUUGGUGCUGCAGAGGGCGUACAUGUUCGAACUGCAUCACAAAAAGAAAUAAACCUGUAUUGUGUUUUAUUGUACUGUACCUGCGUGUAUUGUACUCGAGCCCGCCGCACUCUCAGAUUCUUGGGGCAUGCCUCAAUAUCUUGUGCUUGCGCUUCCUCUGGAGACGGACACCUUCCACUGUGGUUAAAGUGGGGUGGACAAGGAUUGGCGUUCUGUCUUGCUGUAUUCUGGCACAUAUCUUGGGUAAUAGGCAACCUCCUCCUGGCUAGUAGACAAGCUGGAGGUGAGUGAAAUUCCCAAACAAUGCUAACCUUAUUUUAAAUAUGCACGCUAAAUAAAUCGAGAGUUCGAGGCUAUGACAUGUGCGCAUUCAAGCGGGCAGUCUUGGAACAUGUUCUUUGCCUCACCUAACGGCCGACAAUUGGUCAUCAUCAUUUCAUCUGCUCCUCACGAGCUGCGGCAACCUCAAGCACAUGCGGCCCUUCGUCUCUUUGAUUAAAGCCA
This is a messenger RNA of Dermacentor andersoni, 4111 nucleotides long. Its product is annotated as neprilysin-1-like. Gene Ontology annotation, cellular component: plasma membrane. Lineage: Eukaryota; Metazoa; Arthropoda; Arachnida; Ixodida; Ixodidae. The record is from RefSeq and is a predicted model, not a curated record. Gene Ontology annotation, biological process: protein processing. Gene Ontology annotation, molecular function: metalloendopeptidase activity.